Panthera uncia (snow leopard) is the source of this 955-nucleotide messenger RNA. RefSeq names its product ferredoxin 2 (gene FDX2). Gene Ontology annotation, biological process: P450-containing electron transport chain; positive regulation of oxidoreductase activity. The transcript has 5 exons. Lineage: Eukaryota; Metazoa; Chordata; Mammalia; Carnivora; Felidae. The record is from RefSeq and is a predicted model, not a curated record. Gene Ontology annotation, cellular component: mitochondrion. The coding region runs from base 132 to 692 and encodes 186 amino acids. Gene Ontology annotation, molecular function: 2 iron, 2 sulfur cluster binding.
UACCUUGGCAGUUCCUUCCUGAAGCCCUUCCUCUCACGAGCCCCACGCAAACGACAGGGCUUAUAUUCGGGCAAUUACGGGCGCUUUGGUCGCGCGGCUGCCACUGGGCAUGCCCAGUCCCGGGUCACGUGAUGUCUGUCAUGGCCGCCUCCGUGGCUCGGGGAGGCGUGAGUGCUGGGCAGCUGCUGCGGGCGGCCAGGGGAGCCUGGUGGAGCCGGCCCGGAGGCAGUUGGGGGUCUGGGGAGGCGGCGGCGCCAGCGACAGCCAGAGGAUUCCGAGCGACAGGCUCGCACCCGGCGGGGGAGGAGGAAGCUGGCGGCCCCGAGCGGCCCGGGGACGUGGUGAACGUGGUGUUCGUAGACCGGUCAGGCCAACGGAUUCCGGUGAGCGGCAGAGUGGGGGACAAUGUUCUCCACUUGGCCCAGCGCCAUGGAGUGGACCUGGAAGGGGCCUGUGAAGCUUCCCUGGCGUGCUCCACCUGCCAUGUGUACGUGAGCGAGGACCACCUGGACCUCCUGCCUCCUCCUGAUGAGCGGGAGGACGACAUGCUGGACAUGGCCCCCCUUCUUCAGGAGAACUCCCGGCUGGGCUGCCAGAUCGUGCUGACUCCCGAGCUGGAAGGGGCCGAAUUCACCCUGCCGAAGAUCACCAGGAACUUCUACGUGGACGGCCACGUCCCCAAGCCCCACUGACGCGGGCAGCCGUCGUGGCCCUCGGGGCCAGGACUGGAAGAGUAGCCAAGCCGCCCGCCCAGCCCAGAGCGUGGACAGGCCCGAGAGAGAUGUUGGGAGCAGCCAGAAGCCCAAAGCCCCUGCUUCAGAUCCCAUGUCCAGGCUCUGGGUGGGGGGUGGGAGGGGCACCAGCCCCUGCCCGGGAGCCUCCCCCAAACUCGGGAGAAUCAGUGUGUGGACGGGGUGGAAUCUGACUGGAAUGACAAUAAAACUGUCUCACAGAC